Messenger RNA from Bursaphelenchus okinawaensis, 7959 nucleotides. NCBI's taxonomy places the organism in Eukaryota, Metazoa, Nematoda, Chromadorea, Rhabditida, Aphelenchoididae. The record is from the annotation of a GenBank genome assembly.
AUGACAGAUGAAGCGUUUGGUUCUGUAAUGGAUAAACUAAGUUUAAAUGGCACUGUAGAAGACUCCUUACGAGGCAAAUUGGAGGAAUACGAUGAUGACAAUAUCUUACAACGGUCAGAAAUGACAUUAAGCGAUGUCUUACAGUAUUACAAACAUUACAGUACUGUCAGAGAAGUCACAGAAUUGGUGCCAGAACUGUUAAACUGUGUUUUGCAAGAUUCUAGUACUUUUUUGCAGUUGUCGGCAUUGAUAAUAGAAGAAGGGGCAGCUGUAUCUUUACAACAUUUACUUCUAUACCUCCAAAGUAAUGCCAAGGAUCUUGGAGUUACAGUAGGGCACUUGCUGUUCGAAACAAGACUAAUUGGAGUUGUCAUUGGAGAGCUUGGUCUAAAAUACGUUGCUUUGAUGACAAAAGUUGUCAUUCAAGUAUUCGAAGGGCAGAGUAGGGGUAAUGUACAGGAGAUAUACAUCAUGUUGACCAAAAGAAUACUAACUAUAAUCAAAGGACUUAACACAAGCAGAGACAAGAAGAACACGGUCAGGGAGCUUCAGAUGAUAACCAGCUCGUUGUGCUAUUUUUGUGUGUCACAGAACUUGUUUAUGGUAGGUAAUGGUAAAAAUAUUAUGAUUUUGUAAUCUACCGUAUUUAUUGUAUGUAUAUCUUACAGUAUUCUGUAGUAUGUUAUUUUUGCUUAAAGUGUAACUUUAGGUGAUGACGUUGUCUCCGGGACUUCUAGAGUUCUUCCUUAACCUGAUUCCAGUGGACGACGAACACUUUAUAGUACAAUACUCAGCUCUUCAUCUGCAAUGUCUCUGUUUGGCUUUUAACUUUUGUCGAACGUAAGUGUGCUAUUACUGUAACUUAUAGUACUUUAGACAUAACUACUUCAUAGCUACAAGCAAAAUGGCGCAGAAGUCUCUGAUUGAAGCUCCGUCUUCUGGAUUCUUACAGUUACAGUUCAAGAAGUUGGGGAGUAUACUGUCACAUUACAAGGUUCUGUCGACUGCCACUUUGGAUUUGUGUUUGGAGUGGAUGUUUCUGAUUGUAAAUCAAGUUAACUUUGAGAUCAUGAAUGUGGAGGAAACCAUACUUCUGAAGAAGAGCAUUGUCAACAUAUUCUUGGAAGGUAAAGGUUAAAGGUACUUAGUAUCUAUGAAUGAAAGUAGCUUUAUAAAUGAUAUAACUGAUUACAACGUUAAUAUAACUAGUCAUAUUUGGUUUAAACUAUUGUUUUAGGUUUGGACGGGAAACAGAGCAGAAGCAAUCGACUGGUCGACGGACUAAAGGUCUUCGAAUUACUGUCAGAAUACGACGAUGAGGAGCUACGAGUUGUGAUGAGUAAGAUCUUUGCUCGACGACACGACUUUCUGAUGGUAUUCAAGAUGGUACCAGCUGAUACGUUGUUACGGUAAGAAAGUAGUUUGAUGGUUAUUUAAUUAAGUAAACGGUAAAUAUUUUAAUAUUGCUUUACUUAGCUGUUAUUUUUGUAUUUUAGGUACUUUCUUCAACCAGAAAGUGUAAAAGUAGACGAUCUUGUCUUUACCAAUGGGGACAAUGGUACAUGCUUGACUAAACUGUUUAUGCAUCAUGGAGACAAGAAAAUGUAUGAAUGUUAUAUUACUUUAGUGCUAUAUUUGUUCGAAAUUAUUAUCUACUACUUCUUUCAGGCAGUUUGUAUGUGAGGUACAACAAGCGAUACGAAGGAUGGUAACUGAGGAUACUGUUGCCGACUUCAACGAUUCUACAGUCUACAAACUCGUCAAAAGUGUAAAUGGUAUGUUCAGGCACUAUAUUGUCUUAAUCGAUUACAUAACAUUAAUGUUUAGAUAACAUGACAAGUAUCCUACGGUCGAGAGUAAAGUAUGACAUUGGGCGUGGGUAUUUGAUUGGACAUUCUUUAUUGGAACUGGUCGAACAAACCGAGAAAAAUUACGGUAGUUGUGUGGAGAAGGCAGACAACGUAAGUACAUAUAAAAGUCUUUGAUACUUAAAUUGAAAUAACAUAAUAUGAAUAAUGGCAUGGUUUUGGGAAGUGUCUUUAAAAUUACAAUAUGUUGUGCUUUCAGAGCUACUUGACAGUGUUCGAUGUAUCCUUCGAUGUGUUAUGUCUGUUGUUCGAAUGUGCUUUGGACAUUGGAAGACCUCAUUUUGUGAUACGAACAGUUACCGAGUACUCGAAAGGGCAAGACAUUGACCACGACAUCUUCAGAACUAUGUCAAUAUACGUUGUGUGGGCAUAUCUACUGUUGAGGGACGUGGAAGGAGUGACUGAUGUCGAGGUGAUGUUCUUGAGGAAGUACGAUCACAGGUCCAAGUGCUUCGAAGUCUACAAGGAAUUCGCGAUGGGACGGUAAGAUUCUCAAGAUUCUACUGAUAAAAUGAACGUACAAGUUUACUAGAGGGUAUUGUGAACUUAUCAUGUUUCAGAGUAGAACUAUGCUUAAAUCUGGUCGAUGUGCUGGACUAUAAUGACAUAGACAGUAACCCCGUGGUCUACAAACUUCUGAAUUGGAUUGUAGGUUACUUUUAGUAUUUAAAACGUUACAGUAUCCAUUUAUAAGUUUUAAGUAUACUGAAGUAAUCUUAAUAAAAGUUACGGUGACAUACUAAUAUUAUUUAUUUACAGCGUCACGAAUGUCUGGAAAUGGUACCAGUACCACUAAUCCGAAGACAGCUGGCUCCAAACGCUUUCCACGGUUUGGUCGAGGUGAACGAGAAUCUGGAUUCUAAUAUUCUGAUGGGCCUGGUCGGCUGGAAUCUUCCGGAGGAACCAGCUCCAGUCGUACCAAUUCACAAAAUGGUACAAAGUGUUGAAAGCGACGUGAAACAGCUGCUACAGUCUUGGCUCACUAAGGAUCAGUUCUACGCCGAUCCCAUGUAAUUGCUUUUCGAUACUGUAUUUUAAGUACACCUUUUCGUUGUGGGUUUGUAGGGUUUUGAACGUUAGAAUCUUAAAGAAAUGUGUUGUAGUUUACUUAGCAAGGCAUACUGUAACAUUUUUCAGGUUUUUUACGAAAAGCAUUCAAGAUAUAGAGGGUCGACUUAGUAGCCUUGUACAACUGAGCUACAGUAACCACGAGAAGCCGGCGUGGAGAGCUUCGUUGGAUUCUCUUCAGACGUUGUUCAAGAUUCUGGAAUCCAAAACGGAAUGGGUGAGGACUCUACUUAUAUUACUGUAAUUUUAACGGUUAUUGCCUGGAGGACUAGUAACUUUGUUACCUAAAAUGAUGGUUUUAACUCUUUGUUUCUAGCAAUCAGCCAUGGACAGCCUUAUCGAUAACACAAAGCUGGAUCGACUGGACGUUAACUAUCUCUUCAAGUUUGGACAGAAUUUAGGUAACUACUUUGAGAAGACUGGAGCGGUCCAGCUGUGCCCGACUUCUCGAUUCCAUCUGUUUCUGUCGUCGUUGGCUCUGAAGUCAGGGAAUCAGAUGUUGUUCUACCAUUACAACGACAAAAGUCUCAAGAUGAACAACCAGAGACUGUACCCGACUACACAGAUGAAGUACCUGUCCAAAAGAGUCCAGAUAGUAUGUUAACACUAUUAAUUGUAUAAUUUUUGUACUACGAUAUAUUAUAUAUAUGUUGACAUCUUUCUUUAAACCUUGAAUGUAUUUGUAUAUACCUUUAACCUUGAAUAUAUUGCUAUAGGGAGAUUGUGACAAAGCCGUGCCUCAGUACGUGGUUUCCGAUGGUACUAAACUGUAUUCAUUGCUGGCACAGAAUCUAGAAGAAGAAGUGGAUCUGGUAGCCGAUGUCUCCAACCGGCUGGCUACACUCUCUCAACAUCUGCCAUUGUUUUGUAAUGCCAUCAAGAGUCAGACCAUGCCUACCAAGGUUUGUUUUACAGUCGGGGGCGUUACUGUACUCAACGUUCUUGUACUAUUAUAUUUUGACAAUUACGUAACAUGAUUUUUCACCCUAUAGUAAUCCUUCCUUGACCUUAUCAUAUGUUACAGUAACCUUAACAUAUUGCAGAUCCAAAAUUCAGCAUUAGAAGUACUACCGUUGAGUACUAAAUCUGAAACAGCUUACAUCUCUGGAGCCUUUCAUCAUCUGGCUACGAUUCUGAAGCCGGAUUCACAGAGAUUCUCUCAAGACUUCAGAAGAUGGAUGUUUUCUCAAAUAAAACACGACAACGGGAAUCUGAGGCUGACGGAUUCUGAAUUCAACGACUUCAAGAGAAUUCUGCAAAAGAACGAUGUGAAGAUGAGCGAUGAAGUUGUCACCGUGAUGGAAGCUACAGAUUCCUACGAAACAAUGAUUGAGAUUCUAGGAAAAAAGUCAAAUUCUGAUGUCAGCGGGUACGUUGAGUUAGGCUUAUGUUGUUUUAAAGGGCUGACUUUUAGCAAAAUACAUCUAUUUAUGACCUAAUGAUUUAUAUUGUUAUAGGUUGUUGAGUAAUGUAGGGUUCAACAGCACCUUUUCAUUGUUCAAACAGCGUCAGAAGAUGCAGUUCGAUGUCUACAUUAACAUACUGUGCAAACUCCUCUUGAUGGACAACACGGUAAGGGGAGUUAUUGAGGUCAAAAAGAACUUAGAAGCUCUUCUCCUUACGGACUGUAAAUGGUUGAUUUCAGGUAAAUAUUGUGAAUGUGUCAGCCUGUCUGGAGAUACUCGAGUGGCUGCUAUGUCACCCCAUGUGGAUGAAGGAACACGAAACACGCUUUCUAGAGACUUCUAAGGCCACCUCUUGGCUCAGUAAGUGAAAAGAACUUUGUAUAUGCUAAUGUAGAUGUAGCUACGUAAUUGUAAGUAAGUAUGAUUUACGUAAUUGUAAGUAAGUAUGAUCUACUUACAGGCGUCAUUCCUCAAAUGCUGGGGAUUCUGAAGCAAAACAACGAAGACGCAGCGCUUCUGAUGAAACAGUUCCUGAUUCCACUGAUUCUGGAGAAUCCUCACAAAUUUGCAUAUUAUCUUAACAACGAACACAAUACCGUGCACGACGAGUACCUGAUCAACGAUAACAAUGUAGACGAAGAUGGCAUCAGUCUGGGCAUCAGUGUGUAUCAAGAGAUAAAGGUCAGUGAUGGUUGAGUUACUUGAUCUAUAAGCUAGGGAAUCUUUUCCAAUCACCUUAACGUAGUCGUUGAAAAUAAAUUGAAAUAUCUAUUAGAAACUAAUUUCAGGAGGAGGAGAAGUCGAGUUUCGAGCACGUUGCCGACCAGUUUAAGUCGGUUUACCCUGAUCUCACCGAAGAGGUACUGUACUUUUCGGCCGAGUUUGACCAGAUAUCAUUGACAUUGUCCGAGAGGUGGAACUACCUUCUCAGUCAUCUGAACACAGACAUCAACUCCUUCAACAAGUCCAUCAAAGGCUACUCCCAACAGUUGGAGAAGGUGCUGGAUCACAGAAGUCAUGUCAAACUAGUUGUGGCAGAGCUGGCCAAGAACUUCAGACAUACGGUAGGUUACUGUACUGCAAUAUAAAGAAUCUAAUUUUAUUUUGUCACUGGUUCAUAAUGUUUUAGGUGCUACAACUGAUAACCGAGUUCUAUGAGGAAACGGAAUUCAUGGAGAACGAUGUUGUGGACGUGAAGAGGUUCAAGGCUUGUUUUAUGAAUCAAAUUGGUAAAGCCCUGAGGGAAUCGGCCCAAGCCUCAUCGGUGAACAAGUUCUUCACUCCGUUCGUAGACUUCAUGAGCAAACUGCAUUCUGACAUUCAACGCCAAGACAACCAGAUUCUGAAUCUAAAUUCACUUUCUCCUGGACUAGCCAAACUCAGAGGGACUGGUCUUCCCUUGCCUGGCCUAAAACAACAUGAAGAUAGGACGAUAUACUCCAUUGAUUCUGCUGUUUACGUAUUACCGACCAAAACACGCCCAAAAAAAGUCACGGUGAUUGACGAUGCGGGUGAACGGUAGGUCCUGCUCUACGGUUAGUUUCAGUUAUACCUAUUUACAAUUAUAUAAUCAAUCUACUUUCAGACACACCUAUCUCUGCAAAGGGCAAGAAGAUCUGAAGCUGGACGAACGAGUGUCCGGUCUGUUCGCCUUGAGUAACCAGCUGUUCCUGGAACAGACCACCAAGAAAUAUUGUUGUAGACAAUACUCUGUAACUCCACUCAGUAACCGGACAGGACUGGUCGAGUGGGUGUCUAGUGCCAAGUCAGUGUACCAGAUAUACAAGACAUGGUACUACAACCAGCUGGAGAACAAGCUUCUGAAGCGGCAGAAGGAAGAAUCGCAGGAUUCACAGAACGAUGCGGAUUCAGAAGACCGUUCGGAUCGUGCUUCCAAUAGUGCAGUGAACGAUCAGAGUUUGGAGGAGAGAGAGCACGACUACAAGGAGGACGACAGACACUUCAGACCGGUCAAGACAUUCUACUCAGUCAUGAAAGAUAUCAUGGGUAACCAGGUACGGUAACACUGAUAGAAUUGAUUCUUACUCAGUAAUCAGCAGAGUAUUUUACAUUACUUUUUGUAGUUACCUAAUAUUCUCUAUAUUCAGCAAAACGUGAACUACAAGAACCGAAGCUUAUGGACGGAGGAAAUGCUACUGAAGUCAUUUAACAAAAUGAAAGAAACAGCUCCACACCAUCUGAUAUCAGAGUAAGUAGAUGCUUUAACUACAAAGAGUAGCCUGAUAGACAUAACUUUACGUUUAAAUCACAUUUUAGGUAUAUCUGGAAGUCUAGCACAACGUCAGCUGAAUGGUACACUAAGAUAAACAACUACACCAAGAGUAUGGCCGCUGCCAACAUGAUGGGCAGUCUGAUCGACCUCGGCGACAGACAUCUGGACAAUAUUCUAGUAGACCACAGUACCGGGGAACUGGUUCACGUCGACUUCAAUGUUUGUUUCCACAAAGGGGCGGUCCUUAGAGUACCAGAAAGGGUACCAUUCCGGCUCACUCAGGCCUUCCUGGAUGUGUUAGGGCCUGCUGAAAGUGCAGUGAGUUUUAUUUUUUUAUGUUAUGUUACAUCUAUCUUCCAUGAAUUAGUUUUGAGAAGAGUACCAAAGUGUUUGUUUCAGGGAAAGUUCACGGUAUUCAGCGAAGAAGUGCUGCAAUGUCUGAGUAACAACAAGAACCUGAUCCGCAACUACCUUAAUGUCUUCCAAUCAGAUCCUCUGACUGAAUGGUCGAUCCCCAACGACCCAAUUACCGGCUCCAAGCUGAAUAUGUUCGGCUCGAUAGUAACCCACAACGACAGUCUUGUCCUGAACUUGUUGUUGACCAACUUCUGUGCCUUAUUGGGGAGUUUGAAGCCCGCGUUACAAGCUGUCGAGUAAGAAGUUAAAUAUGUUAUUUAAGGAAAAAAUAUCAUCUGUCUUAGUCAACAUCUAAUGUAAUUUAAUUUAGAACCAAGAUAGCUGAGUCAAUUCGAAGUCUGAUCGAUCAGGGAACCACAGAUGUUAACGUAGAGAUUUUUCAUCGUUACACAAAGAAGCACCAGGCCAUAAUGCACCGUCUGAAGCCUUUCUUGAAGAUCUUGGCGGUCUGUAUUCCAGAGUUCAAGGCCUUUGUUACAGUAUACAAAACCAACUUCUCGUCUCCCAUGGCCAAGAUCCUCAGAAUCAUCGUUGGCCAAUCUGAUUCGUCGAUACAAGGACUACUCAAUGACGUUAUGGAUAACAUUCACACGUAAGUUGGUCUAAGCGACUAGAGACAAUCAGACAACUGAAGAAGAGUUGUAGCUAAUUCUAUGAUGUCUGUUUUAAAUACCGUGAAUAUUAUUGUAAUCAUGGCAUUAAUUAAAUAUUUUUGUAUUGUUUCAGGAUAUUUGGCUCGCUCUACAAGCUACAAGAAGUCCACGUGAUAUUCGACAAGGAAAGAAUCCUCUGUCCCUCCAGUAGAUAUUCCCAAAGACUCAAAACUACUCUAGUCAACAAACUCAACGGGUGUGAAGCUGAAAACGAACGACUGACUGUUUCUCAACAUGUACAGUACUUAAUCAACGCUGCCACCAAUGACAGUAACCUCUCACAGAUGUACGAAGGCUGGAUGCCUUGGAUGUAA